This is a messenger RNA of Truncatella angustata, 503 nucleotides long. RefSeq lists its product as uncharacterized. The record is from RefSeq and is a predicted model, not a curated record. The transcript has a single exon. NCBI's taxonomy places the organism in Eukaryota, Fungi, Ascomycota, Sordariomycetes, Amphisphaeriales, Sporocadaceae. Bases 146 to 403 code for a protein of 85 amino acids.
AUCUUAUCGGAACUCGUGUUUUCUCUAUACAUGGCACAGUACUCCAAUGCCUGUCUAUAUAUGGAUCUGUCCAGUAGACUAGUCUAGGUCAGAGGCAGAUAACUUCAAGUGAUACUGCACGGCACCUACAUGGACUGUGCUGCAUAUGAUGAGAUCAAGUCCGCCUUCCAAGACGGGAAGAGUGAACAAUCCACGGACCAUCAAGUCUCCAGGUGUCAAGGUAUUACUAUAUUUCAUAUUCAUAUCAUUCUGGGGUCUUAUUUUACUUACCCCAGUGAGUUUACGCUCGCUCGCUAGUUGUGGCGUGACCUCUAGGUUGACCUCUAAGUUGUACCUCGUAACUAGGGUGCUCCUGCCCGCUCCUGCCUGCUCCGGCCUGCUCUUAAAGAGGCGGCCUGGAUAGUGACACCAAAUCAAACGCACGCUGUUUCACCGGCCAAGUCCAUAAAAUCCACCAUACUAUUCCUUACAGCGAAAUCUGUCAUAUCCAUCUUGGACGCAGC